Anolis carolinensis (green anole) is the source of this 2849-nucleotide messenger RNA. RefSeq names its product aristaless related homeobox (gene arx). Gene Ontology annotation, molecular function: DNA-binding transcription factor activity, RNA polymerase II-specific; RNA polymerase II transcription regulatory region sequence-specific DNA binding. The coding region runs from base 173 to 1681 and encodes 502 amino acids. Lineage: Eukaryota; Metazoa; Chordata; Lepidosauria; Squamata; Anolidae. The transcript has 5 exons. The record is from RefSeq and is a predicted model, not a curated record. Gene Ontology annotation, biological process: regulation of transcription by RNA polymerase II.
GCGCCCCGCGAGCGCGCCUCAGUCCCUACCCUCCUCGCGGGGUCCAGAGACAGAGGCCCGAGCCGCGACCGGCUGCCUGCCCGCUUCCUCGCCUCGCCUCGCCUUGCCCUUCCGCCGGGGAGGGGCCGGGGCCAGGGCCAGAGCCAGCUCGGCCAGGCCAGCCAGCGCCACCAUGAGCGGCCAAUACCAGGACGAGAGCUGCUCAGAGAGGCCCGAGAGCUGCAAAAGUAAAUCGCCAACUUUGCUCUCCUCCUACUGCAUCGACAGCAUCCUGGGCCGGAGGAGCCCCUGCAAGAUGCGGCUGGUGGGCGCCGCCGCCCCCUCCUCCGCCCUGGCGCCGCAGGACAAGGCCGGGCAAGGGCCGGGCCUGGAGGCCUCCGAGCUGCACCUUCCUCCCAAACUGCGCCGCCUCUACGCUCCCGGCGGGGCUCGGCUGGUGUCGCGGUCCGAGGCAGGGGCCUCUUCGUGGGAGGCGCUGAAGAUCAGCCAGGCGCCGCAGGUGAGCAUCAGCCGCAGCAAGUCCUACCGGGAGAACGCGCCCUUCGACGACGGAGGAGGAGGAGGGGGAGGAAGGCCCGCCCGCGACGAGGAAGACCUGCUGGAGGAGGAAGACGACGACGACGAGGACGACGACGACGAGCUGGAAGAGGAGCUGCUGGACGAGGAGGAGGACGAGGCGCUGUCCGAGGCCCAGGAGGCCCGUCGGGGCGGGGUGGGGAUGGGGAUGGGCCCGGGCCCGGCGCCCCCGCCCGCGCCGCUGCCCCUCCAGCCGCCUCCACCGCCCCCCGAGGGCGCCUCCGCAGAGGGGUCCCCGAAAGAGGAGCUCUCGCUGCUCCCGGGCGACGAGGGCAAGGACGGCGAGGACGGCGUGUGCCUCUCGGCGGGCAGCGACUCCGAGGAAGGGCUGCUCAAGAGGAAGCAGCGCCGCUACCGCACCACCUUCACCAGCUACCAGUUGGAGGAGUUGGAGAGGGCCUUCCAGAAGACCCACUACCCGGACGUCUUCACCAGGGAAGAGCUGGCGAUGCGCCUGGAUCUGACCGAAGCCCGCGUGCAGGUCUGGUUCCAGAACCGGCGGGCCAAGUGGCGGAAGCGGGAGAAAGCGGGCGCGCAGAGCCACCCUCCGGGGCUGCCCUUCCCGGGCCCGCUCUCGGCCUCGCACCCGCUCAGCCCCUACCUGGACGCCAGCAGCCCCUUCCCGCCGCACCACCCGGCCCUCGACUCCGCCUGGACCGCCGCUGCCGCCGCCGCUGCCGCUGCCGCCGCCGCCUUCCCGGGCCUCCCGCCUCCGCCGCCCGGCUCCUCCGCCGCCCUCGCCCCCGGCGCCGGAGCCCCGCUCGGGCUCAGCACUUUCCUCGGCGCCGCCGUCUUCCGACACCCGGCCUUCAUCAGCCCCGCCUUCGGAAGGCUCUUCUCCACCAUGGCCCCGCUGACCAGCGCUUCCACCGCGGCGGCGGCGCUGCUCCGCCAGCCUUCUCCGGCGGCGGUGGAGAGCGCGGUGCACUCGGGGGGCGGCGGCGGGGGCGGCGGGGGCCUCUCGGACCCCUUGGCGGCGGCGGCGGCGGACCGGCGGGCCUCGAGCAUCGCGGCGCUGCGGCUGAAGGCCAAGGAGCACGCGGCGCAGCUCACGCAGCUCAACAUCCUCCCCGGGAACAGCGCCGCCGGCAAAGAGGUCUGCUAAGACAGGCACGGGGAGAGCGAGAGAGAAAGUGACAGUCAACCAGAGACUGAAAGAAUGACGAAUCCAAGACCAAAACCACGUUGGGGAGGGGGGGGGGGAGAGCAGGGAGGGGGGAGCGGGGAGACUUGGGGAAAAGGGAAAGGAAGCGGCAACGAGAACCCGAAGAGGCAGGACUGAGGAGGAGACAGACGUCCGCCGCAGAGAAGGCUGAACGAAGAAGCAGCGCCAGGGAAGGGAAGGGAGAGGAAGGAGCUCCGUCCCUCGUCCGCCCAAAUAGACGGAGCGAGAGACCCCGCCGAGCAUUAGAGAGGGAAACGGAGCUCCACAGCCCGCCUCGCUCUCUCUCUCCUUCCCUGGGAGUUCAUUUGUCGCCCCAAUACCUUCCACGUUACUUCGUUUGGAAACCUCAACGUGGAAGCAAAAGGGGCUUCUUCUCCUUCUGCUGCUGCUGCUAUUCUCAUGUUUCCUGGCAAGGCCAAAAAAUAACAUAAAAUAAAAAUAAAAGCCAGUGACUGUGCGGAGACGGCGCAAAAACAACAAACAAACCAACAACAACAACAACAAAAAACCUGAACCAGGGCGGGUGGUGAUGGCUGGGUCUCUCUUUUUUUUUUUGGUCCUCCGAUCGCUACACCAACCAAGGGUUUUUUUAUAGCAAACCAAAGGGAAAAAAUAUACAGUGCUAGAUAAAAAAUAAAUAUGGACUGUUUAAAAAAUAAUAAUAAAAUAAAUAAAAACGAAGUCACGAAACUGUGAUGCUCGAUAGAUUGCUGUACAUAUACCAUUGUUAUUAAAAAAUAUUCCGACAAAGACAAAAAAAACCCAUACCAUCCCCCAAAACAAAAUGGCAGAGCUUUGUAUAUUCGAAAUGUUAUAUACGAAUUGCACUCUGUGUAGUUGUUUGUACCCGUUUGUCAUUUCUGUAGAUUCUUACUGUGUUGUAGAUAAAUAACCCUAGGGGCCCUAGACAAAUAUUUAUGUACAAACCCUUUAUUUAACUUAUGAACGGCAGAGAUGGCUGAUAUUCAGGAGACAGAGAGAGAGCAGAAGGAAGAAAGCAAAGAAGGAAAGGCGUUGGUACUUUUGUGUAAUGUUGUUGUUCCUCUCACUUUUCUUUGCGCUCAAGCGGGCAAGUGUCACCCAUAGAAAAUAAAACUAUAUCUCUAUA